Molecule: messenger RNA, 1477 nt
Organism: Epinephelus moara (kelp grouper)
Lineage: Eukaryota; Metazoa; Chordata; Actinopteri; Perciformes; Serranidae
Exons: 4
Coding region: 60-752 (230 amino acids)
Source: RefSeq, a predicted model, not a curated record
AGAAGAAGGAGAAGAUUGAUUUCCCCCGCUCUUUUCAGGUGACAGGGUUAAGUCUGUUCAUGAGGCUUGCCACCUUUGCAAAGCUGGUCCUGGUGUUACCCCACUCCAAUGCAGAUGCAGAGAGAGAGACUAAAACCAGGAACAGCCUGGCUCUGGAUGGAACCCUGUCAUCAAUAAUGACAAUAAAGAUGGCUGGCCUGGAGUCCUGCUUCACGUGGGAGCCCUCCCCAGAAAUCAUCAAGGCCUCAAAAAAGGCCACAGACAAGAUGAACAUAAUUCUGCUGAUCGCCGUCAUGCUCACUCUUUCCGUUGUUGAUGGGAACAAUCAGCCUUGUCUGUGGAACCCUAACAACAACGCGUACAACCAAUUUGUUCGGAGACACAUCAUCCAAGAACCCUUUAACAGACUAUCAUGGGUGGACUGGCAAAACUACAUAAGGAGGCACAGACUCAGAAACAGACCCAGGCAGUCCUUCAUCGAGGGCAGGGAUGUGGGACGUGUCAGGUACAUCUGCAAUGGCGGUGGCUACCCCAUUUUGCCUCCUCAACCAGGUAACUUAUGCAUGAGCUCCUCUACCUUGCUGGUGUAUGAUCUCACAGUCAACAACAACGGCAGAGUUACAAGUCUCAUGCAAAAACAAAAAAAAGUGAUUGUUGCUUGUGAUAAGGUUGUGAAUCGGUGCCGUCCUGUCCAUUUUGAGAGGUACCGCGGGCAAAGGCCAGACAAACGAGCUGGACCCUGCAUGCCUUAGACACUGCUUAGAACAGGCAAAAGCUUUUUUUUUUUCUUUUCUUUUUUUUACUGUUAACUGAUUUGUUUCUUGAAACUUAAUCAUCACCUAACCUCAAAGUUUAGAGUCCAGUUGUGUAUAUAAAACUGUUUGGUGUCCUUUUCCCUGAUGAGGUCAAUUCAUACGAUUGUCUACUAUGGUGGGUUUUGGUCUCCACACCUCAUGACUAACGUUCGCUAUUUUAUGUCAAGAUGACGUUGGCAUGAGACUUUUGGAAGAUUUGCAUUACUUAACGACACACCUUGAAACCAACCAAAUUUCAAUGCCAUCUGUCCUCAGUAUUCUACAUGAAGCUGUCCUGACAAUAGAAUUUUGGUCACCUGACAUCACAACCUAAAUUCAAUCAAAUAUCAACAUCUAACAUCAGUGUCCAGCUGAGGUUGGUGUAAAUGCCCUUCAUUUUGUCAAAAUAAAAGUCCUCUGCUACUUUAAUGUUUUUAUUGGCAAAUGCACAUGGUUUAAAUAUUAAUGGACACGUCACCUGUCAAUAUCUACACCUGUGUUAAACUGUUUGGUAUCCUUUUUCAUGAUGAGGUCAGUUCUAUCACUCUGUAUAAUCCUCUUAUUGUGAAACUAACUAUAUAUAUCUCCAUGUACUUUCUCCAUGACAUGAUCUGUUGUGAAGCUGUAUUAGAAUCCUGUUUGUUUUGCUUUUGUUUAUAAUCAAAUAAAUGGCUUACAGCUGC